Messenger RNA from Aspergillus pseudoviridinutans, 336 nucleotides. RefSeq lists its product as uncharacterized. The transcript is spliced from 2 exons. The coding region runs from base 1 to 336 and encodes 111 amino acids. Lineage: Eukaryota; Fungi; Ascomycota; Eurotiomycetes; Eurotiales; Aspergillaceae. The record is from RefSeq and is a predicted model, not a curated record.
AUGGCCCAGUGGCCGGCUCACCCUGGUAAAUCAGCCAAGGCACCCUGGGUCGAGGCCUUUGCUCAGCAGGCUCGAGCCCUGGUCACGAAACUGCUGGAUAGCCGAUUCCAUGACGCAGUCGCCGGUGAUUUCGGCAGGCAGACCAGGGCACCCGGCACAAAUGGCGCGGAGGCAGGCGAGCACGGCUCGGCCACCUCUUCUUCCAUGACUCCCGGGGCCCGGGGGGUAUUUGGCUGGGCCAAGCAGGUGCCGAGCAACCCACCCUCCCCUUCUGACCAUCACCUUCCUCCCUCCUCCUCCUCCUCCUCCCCCCCCGGCUGCACGCCCCCGCAAUGA